Phytomonas sp. EM1 is the source of this 1770-nucleotide messenger RNA. Lineage: Eukaryota; Euglenozoa; Kinetoplastea; Trypanosomatida; Trypanosomatidae. The record is from the annotation of a GenBank genome assembly.
AUGACGGAACAAAAUGAGGGGAAUCGCGUUCAAGUCGCCUUGAGGAUUCGUCCUGUGAUGAAACUGGACAAGGAUGGCGACAAGAUUGUUGUAAGAGCGUGCGAUUCGAGCACCGUUGCAAUAGGCAGUGAAAGGGAUAUGCGAACGUACUCCUUUGAUCACGUUUUGGCUACCGACCAGCACAGCGUUUUCGAGGCCAUUGGUCGACCGAUGGUGGUGGAGGCAUACAAAGGCUUCAAUGUGUGCCUUUUUGCUUAUGGCCAGACUGGGAGCGGCAAGACCUAUAGCCUUCUGGGCGAUAUGAACAACUCAGAGCUGUGCGGCAUUACUCCGCGUCUCGUGCGCCAACUGUUUGACGAAGCCCAGCGACUUGUGGAGGAGGAUCCCGAUCUAGCUAUUAAAAUGUCGCUGUCGAUGAUUGAGGUGUACAUGGAGAAGUUGCGUGACCUGCUUGUGGUGCGGCAGCAUGGGCAGGAGCCGGAGCCACUUGAAAUCCAUGAAGACUCCAAUCAUCAUGUGUACGUCAAGGGAGCUAGUGUGCAUCCAGUGUUGGGGUUUGAACGAAUGAUGGAGCUCAUUAGUAGUGGCAACGCGAAUCGGCAGAUGGCUGAGACGAAGAUGAAUGAGACGAGUUCACGCUCGCAUGCCAUUAUCCAGAUCAACAUGUUGCAGGAGUACCGGUCGACUGACAAAAGAGAUCUGAAGUGCACUAUUUCGUUGGUGGAUCUAGCUGGCAGUGAGCGCCAAGGAAAGGCCGAUUCAUCUGGGCAAAACUUUGAGGAAGCGAAAAAGAUCAACUACUCAUUAUUGAUGCUCGGACGCACGCUGAACUCGUUCAGUGAGCGCAAGGGUGGCGAUGCGUUUAUCCCACUUCGCGAGUCGAAGUUAACACGGUUACUAUCCGAGAGCUUCGGAGGAAACAGUAAGACAUGGAUGCUGGCAACUGUAGCACCGACAGCUUAUAAUUUGGUAGAGACUGUUUCGACUCUGGAUUAUGCCAAAAAUGCCAUGGCUAUCACCAACAAGGCACACAUUAAUAAAACGACUAAGGUUUUAGAUCUAAGGCUGUUAAAGGCUCUUACUGCGAGCUUGGAAAAUCGUCUUGACAAAAUAGUAAGUGAAAGACGCCAAAAAGAGCUUCUUGUUCUCAAGUUAGAGAAGAACAAAAAUGCUCUAAAACUGGCGGUUGAGAUAGCUCGCUCGCAGAAUACCUCUAAUAAUGGUGUUCAAAACACUUUCCAGCGGCUUGCUUUAGUUAAUCAUGACUUGAAGCGGCGAAUCGAAGCGUCUUCUCAAGACAUGGUGUGGGCUCUCGACAAUGAGGUAUCUUACCUUUUUUUCAAGGGACGUUGUGGAAUUAGCUUGGAAAGCAUUUUCCUAGGAGCACGCCGCGCAUUUUGUUGUGCUUUGGAAGCAGAUAAGGGCUCCCUGACGUCGGCGAAGCUACAUAUACAACUCUUUCCCAUCGGCCCAGAUGUGCAGGAGCGUGAAGAUCCGGUGGAGCUGGUUAACAAGGAUAUUUCUUUCUGUCUUCACGUUGUGGGCGCUGAGGGCAUACCUUCCGAGUUUUCAACACAUACUUUCUGCCAAAUCAAGCUUCGUUGUGAUCAAGGGGAUCACUGCUUCCGUACAUCAAUAACUGAAAACACGUGUAACCCGAAAUGGGGUUUAGUCAAGCAGUUUGAAAUACCAAAGCUAAGCCGUGAAGUAGUCUCUGAUUUAUUUUCGAAGCACCUAUUCACCUUUGAAGUAUAUGGAUUUAGCGUGUAA